Stomoxys calcitrans (stable fly) is the source of this 3158-nucleotide messenger RNA. RefSeq names its product protein sel-1 homolog 1 (gene Hrd3). Gene Ontology annotation, molecular function: protein binding. The transcript is spliced from 8 exons. Bases 165 to 2681 code for a protein of 838 amino acids. NCBI's taxonomy places the organism in Eukaryota, Metazoa, Arthropoda, Insecta, Diptera, Muscidae. The record is from RefSeq and is a predicted model, not a curated record. Gene Ontology annotation, cellular component: endoplasmic reticulum membrane. Gene Ontology annotation, biological process: ERAD pathway.
CUGACAUACGUGUGAAGAAGAAGGAAAAGAGAAAAAGUUUUUUUUUUUAAGAAAAAGAAACAAUAAAAAUUAAAUCUAAAGGAGGAUGUGGAUGCUCUGUUAGUAAAUUGCAUAUUUCCAUAGAUUGAUAAUAAUUAUCAGGGCAAAAUACGAGCAGAAACAAAAUGAAAUUCGGCUUAUUAGCCAUUGGUAUACUGCUGGUGGUGGUGCAGUCGACUCAAUGGGUGAAUGUGUGCGCUGCACUCCAAGGGCCCCAGGUACCACCAAACAAGGCCACUUCCGCUGGUAAAGAACAAACAGAGGAAGAUGGUUCAAAUACAUCGAGGCAGACGGAGAGCACGGCUGAAAGUACAGGUAGUGAAGAGGGUGGCUAUGAAAUACGCAGUAACCAGCGCAAAGCAUCUAAAUACUUUGAUAACCAAAUUGCUGCUAAGGCUGCACAAAUUGCUGAAAACAUUCAGGGGGCAGAAGCGGAUGGCAAGAACAAGUUGUUGAAAUUUGCCAUCUUCGAACGCCUAUGGAUUGAAGAAGUGGUGCGCAAGAAAUUACAGGCAGAGAUUGAGUUGUUGGAAGCGAGGCAGGAACCUCAGCAAGUUUUAGAUCCUACACCGGAGCAGAUAGAGGCCGAAAGCAUGUAUGAGAAUGCCAUGGAAAUGUUAUCCAAACCAAAUUCAGAUAAACGAGUGGCCUUUACUCUAAUCCGCAAAGCUGCAGAAAUGAAACAUAGCAAGGCAAGAGCAGAAUUGGCAUGGGCCAGAGUUCUAGGCCAUUAUAUGGAUUUUGAUUUUGAAUAUGCUGCAGCAGAAUUCGACGAUUUGGCUAAGGAGGGCUUGCCGGAAGCUAACAUGGGUCUUGCGUUCCUCUAUUCCGUUGGUGUUGGAGGCAAAAAUGUCAGUCAACCAUUGGCUUUAAUUCAUCUCACUCUGGCUGCUUUGGGUGAUCAUACAUAUGCUCAAAUGGCUCUGGGUUAUCGCUAUUCCUUUGGCAUUAAUGUUCCGGCCAGUUGUGAGAAAUCGCUCUCAUACUACAAGAAAGUUGCCAAGAAGGUGGCAUUAAAAGUGACAUUUGCCAGUGGGCCAUUGGUGCAUCGUGUAAGGCUUUUGGAUGAAUUGGAGAAUCCGGGCAGUCAAGAAACAGAAAUAGUAGACUACUAUCAACUAUUGGCUGACAAAGGCGAUGUGCAAUCACAAGUCGGCCUGGGCCAGUUAUAUUAUCAAGGCGGUAAAGCCAUACAGCAAGAUCAUCAAAAGGCCUUGGAGUAUUUUACACUGGCGGCCAAUGCUGGCAAUGCCAUAGGUUAUGCCUUCUUGGGUAAACUCUAUUUGGAAGGCAGUGAACAUAUCAAAGCUGAUAAUGAAACAGCAUUUAAGUAUUUUUCCAAGGCUGCCAAUUUGGGUGAUCCCGUGGGCCAAAGUGGUUUGGGUUUAAUGUAUUUGAAGGGUCUGGGUGUGCCCAAGGAUCCUUUGAAGGCUUUGAAUUACUUUACCAUGGCUGCCGAUCAAGGCUGGGUAGAUGGCCAGCUAAUGUUGGGAAAUAUGUAUUUUACUGGUAACGGAGUGAAGACUGAUUUUAAACUAGCCCUGAAGUAUUUCAACUUGGCUUCUCAAUCAGGCCAUGUUUUAGCAUAUUACAACUUGGGAUUCAUGCAUGCCUAUGGCAUUGGCAUGCUGCGUUCAUGUCCAGCUGCAGUGGAGUUCUUUAAAAAUGUCGCUGAACGUGGACGUUGGAGCACAAAUCUGAUGCAUGCCUAUGCUGACUAUAAGAACUAUCGCAUCAAUGAGGCCUAUAUGCAGUAUGCUCUAUUGGCAGAACUAGGCUAUGAAGUGGCUCAAUCGAAUGCUGCCUUUCUGCUUGAUCGUGGUGAUGUUUCCAUAUUCCAUGAUCGCAAUGAGGAGCUCAUUCGGGCUUUCUAUUACUGGAAACGUGCUGCUUCACAAGGCUAUUCAGCAGCCCAAGUGAAACUGGGCGAUUACUACUAUUAUGGCUGGGGUACAAAUAUUGAUUUCGAGACUGCCGCCGCCUUGUAUCGCAAAGCUUCGGAGCAACAAUAUAACGCACAAGCAAUGUUCAAUUUGGGCUAUAUGCAUGAGAAGGGGCUGGGCAUGAAAAAGGAUUGGCAUUUGGCCAAGCGUCUGUAUGAUUUGGCUGCGGUCACAAAUGCCGAUGCUAAGGUUCCUGUGGCCAUAGCCUUGCUGAAACUGCAAUUAUUGGCAAAAAUUGAAUCCAUUAAAGAGUCUCCUUAUAAAUUCAUAUUUUAUUUGGAUGAAAAUAUUGCUGCUAAUUGGGAUUUGUAUAUGAUUACAAUUUUGACACUGCUGCUGGGUUUCAUAAUGUAUACCAGACGUACACAAGAGCAGCGCCAGCAAAAUCAAGGCGAAAACAAUCAAGCAGCACAACCUGAAAAUGGCGAAGCAGCAACCAACCAUGAAAAUCCGCCUAAUAAUGAGAAUGAAAAUUCAGCUACCAAUACAGCGGCAGCAACAUCAUCUUCUACUAGUGGCAGCAGUACAGAUAAAACAUCACCGUCCUCCGCGCCUGCGUCAACUGCUGCAGAGACAUCUAGUUCUACGACAACAACCAGCAACGCAUCUACGAGCGCAACGACAACAACCACAACCACAAAAUCGACACUUACAAUACCUUCGGCUGUUUCAAACUCCACCGCUGAUCCCACGGAGUAGUAGUGAUAAUUAUCUUUUUUUUUAAUUUUUAUUUAUAAACAAACAAAUUGAUUGUUUAAUAUGCUUAGAAGAUAAAUGAAAACAAAAACAAAAACUAACUCAGCAUAUACAUUUACAUUUUCACAACAUAUUAAGUAGUCAAUCAUCUAUUUUCCUUGUUUGAAGAAUAAUUUGAAAAAUUCUUUACUACAUAUUUUUGUUUUUCUAUUAAUUUAGAACGAUGAACAUUUAUCUAUGUUGUCUGUACAUAUUAGUUUUUCUUACUUUCUUUUCCUUUGCAAUAUUCUUUUUAAUAAUAGGAUUUCUCUUAGCUUAGUGAUUUGUUCUUAGUUUGAAUGCAACAAUUUAGGAGGAGAGGAACGAGAUAAACACAAAAAAAAAAAACAAAAAUAAUGAAGCAAAAACAAUUUAUGUUUCGUUUGUAUAUUUUUUAUUGAUAAAUAAGAUUUAUAAUAAAAACAAAAAAACAUAAACAAA